GACUAGAAUUCGAGCUGUCAAAAGUUAAAUAAGUGGGUGGGUUGGACGGAACGAAAUAUAACAAUAAUCACGAUGUAUUGGUGAGUAAUAUAAGGACCACAAAUUAGAAAGACAUAGCGGAUAGGAACUCCCUUCGAGCACAUUAUCAACUGGCAAUGUCGAACACAGACUUACAAGAUAAUAUGAAAGUUAAGGAAGAGGCAAUCGAAUCAGAAAACAGCCUAGUGGAUUUACAUACCAAUGUCCACAUUAAACUAGAGCCACUUAAUGAUGCCAAAGAGCACAUUGCGGAGGAGCUGGAUCUGUAUGCGAAUCAUGAAAUUAAGGAAGAAUUGGUCGUAGGACCCGUGGUGUUGCAGCCUGUUGAUUUAGUUCAAGAAAGAUGUGUGCAGAAUACAUCUGAUGGAUUGAAUGUAGAUGCUCGACCAUACAAAUGUGAUAUUUGCACUAAAUAUUAUAUUAGUGAACACGAUCUUAAGUGUCAUAAAAUAACUCACUCUGAAGAAAAGCCAAACCAAAGUGAACAAUGUAACGAAUCUUUUACCUGUAAAGCAAGUUAUAAUAAACAUUUAAGGACUCAUACAGGCAAAAAACCGCAGAAAUGUGAUAUUUGCCAUAAAUGGUUUUCAAACGCAUACACACUUAAAACUCAUAUAUUGACUCAUACUGGAGAGAAACCAUACAAAUGUGAUAUUUGCAAUAAAGGUUUUGUAAGAAAACAUCAGGCUAAGAGUCAUACAAUGGUCCAUACAGGAGAGAAGCCAUACAAAUGUGAUAUAUGCAACAAAUCUUUUAUCCGUAAAGCACAUUGUGAAACACAUUUUAAAACCCAUACUGGAGAGAAACCAUACAAGUGCAAUAUUUGCAAUAAAUAUUUUACACAACAACAUGGUCUUAAAACUCAUAUAUUGUCUCAUACAGGAGAGAAACCAUACAAAUGUGAUAUUUGCAAUAAAGGUUUCGUAACAAAAUAUCUUGUCAAGUGUCAUAAAAUGGCUCAUUCUGGAGAGAAACCACACAAGUGUGAUAUUUGCAAUAAAAGUUUUAUACAAAGAAAUGUACUUCGAAUUCAUAUAUUGACUCAUACAGGAGAGAAACCAUACAAAUGUGAUCACUGUGACAAAUCUUUUGUCCGUAGAGCAGAUUGUGAAACACAUUCGAAGACUCACACUGGAGAGAAACCGUACAUGUGUGAUAUCUGCAAUAAAUGUUUCGUAAGAAAAUAUGAACUUAAGUGUCAUAUAAUGGGUCAUACUGGUAAGAAACCGUAUAAGUGUGAAGUCUGCUGUAAAGGUUUUGUAACAAAAUAUCAACUUCAGUGUCAUAUAAUGGCCAAUCCUCAUAAGAAACCAUACAAGUGAAAUCUUUAAAUAAGCUUUUUAUAACAAAAUAUCAACUUCAGUAUCAUACAAUAUCCCAUACUGGUACGAAACCACAGAAGUGUUUACUCUGCAAUGCCUGUUUUAUAACAAAAGAUCAAUGUCAGUGUCAUGUAGUGGCCCAUACUGGUAAGAAACCAUACGAGUGUGUAAUGUGCAGUAAAUGUUUUAUAAGACAAAAUCAAUUUAAGUUGCAUAUAAUGGCCCAUUCUGGGAAUAAACCAUGUGCAUUUUUUGCAAACAUCACAUAUGUUUGCAAAAAGUGUUUUACAGCUA
Molecule: messenger RNA, 1655 nt
Organism: Hyposmocoma kahamanoa
Lineage: Eukaryota; Metazoa; Arthropoda; Insecta; Lepidoptera; Cosmopterigidae
Product: zinc finger protein 501-like
Exons: 1
Coding region: 156-1361 (401 amino acids)
Biological process (GO): regulation of transcription by RNA polymerase II
Molecular function (GO): DNA-binding transcription factor activity; RNA polymerase II cis-regulatory region sequence-specific DNA binding
Source: RefSeq, a predicted model, not a curated record